This is a messenger RNA of Dendronephthya gigantea, 1433 nucleotides long. RefSeq lists its product as uncharacterized. The record is from RefSeq and is a predicted model, not a curated record. The transcript has 6 exons. NCBI's taxonomy places the organism in Eukaryota, Metazoa, Cnidaria, Anthozoa, Malacalcyonacea, Nephtheidae. Bases 232 to 762 code for a protein of 176 amino acids.
UCCAGAGCGCUGUGCAACAACGACAAGCUCAAAGUUGCAUUAGGGCAAAAAUUUGAAAAAACAACAGAAAGUUCGAAGAUCUUCACACAAUUGAACGACAAAUCGAUACUCAGAUAUGAAUUAUAAGCAUGUUUGGACGGCAACGCGACAAAGGAUGGUUGAGACAAACUACUUUAAAUAAAUGUUUUGCUGUAAAGAGUUGGUGAAGAGUUGCUCAAAAAUUCGUUCAACAUGAAGCUGCCCUCAAUAAUGAAGUUGAGCUCUGCUGUUAUCAAGUGUUUUAAGAUUGUUGCACUAGUGCUGGGUACUGCCUUUAUUGGUAUUUUUAUGACACAAUACACAAAAGAACUGAGCAAAGACAAUCCUCAACCAGAUCCUUACGACACUGGCGAACUCGGACGAUACGAAUUCUAUCUGUGCACUGCUGUUUUUGGUUUAUUAAUGGAGUUUUCAGACUUAAUGUUUUCAGCACGGGAUUUGAAGAAAAAAUAUGGCGCGGUGAGCAUGGCCAUCGUGCAGAUAUUGUUGGCUUUCCAGUUGAUGAUUUCAACAGGUCUGCUUGCUGAAACCUUGACCGCAUACCAGAAAGAAAUCUCUUCAGGCAAAUCGCACUGUGAACACUGGAACGAAUUGUCUAACAGGAGGGGCGAAUAUACUUGUACCCAAUUAAAUAUUGGAGUGGUAUGUGGCUUCAUUGCAAUGGCUAUGUUUGCUGUGGACAGCAUUUUCUCAAUGAGGUUUUUUUUCAAGCCAGACGCUUGAUUUAAACCUACUCGCUAUACUUGCUAUAUUCUUAUGAUUAGUAGAAAAUCAAGUAAUAUUAUAAACAACCAGUGAAACUCAUAUGUAGCCUUCCCAUACGAAUUGAUAUAGUUUUCGUUGUCAUUUGUCAAAAUCGCAGGUCAAAUCAGGUGCAUUUUAGAGUUGAAGCCUUGAGGGAGUCCUUCUACGUUGAAAAAUAUUUAUUUAGGCCAAAGAGAGUCGAAGGCCCGAGCAAAGGAAGGCCUUCUUUCAUCUACUUCAGACUUUGCUCCUCAGUAUUUCGCAGACCAAUCUCAGUACGGGCGUACGAAUAAAAUUAUAUCAAAAUGAAACAGCUUUUAUUAAAGUCAGAAAAGCAGUGAAGGAUGGAUUUUGAAGAGCAGUAGUUGGAAUUCACGCAAAAAUUUAUGCAGAUAUAGCUUUUCAAAAUCGGUACCGUAGAAUCAACAUUGUUUGCAGAGCUGCUAUCAUGGUAUAACCACAUUGUGCCAAGCAUGCACAUAAACUUAAUGAGUAAAAAUAUUUUCCAUAAUAGAGCAUGGUUAAUGACCAUGACAUUUUACCACAAAUAUUGUUACGAAGUUCUGGUUAAAAUCAUUCUAAGACUGGCUUUAUAUUAUUGUAGACUCGGAUGCCUUCUUGCAUAUUUAUGUUUGUAUAUCUAUAGCGCG